This is a messenger RNA of Manis javanica (Malayan pangolin), 4641 nucleotides long. It is a transcript of the gene RAD9B, whose product is annotated as RAD9 checkpoint clamp component B. The record is from RefSeq and is a predicted model, not a curated record. Gene Ontology annotation, cellular component: checkpoint clamp complex. Gene Ontology annotation, biological process: DNA repair; cellular response to ionizing radiation; mitotic intra-S DNA damage checkpoint signaling. Lineage: Eukaryota; Metazoa; Chordata; Mammalia; Pholidota; Manidae.
AUAAAGCGAAGCAACUCUUUGGGAAAGAGUGGACAUGCACGAGAGAGGAUCUCGAUGUUUUCAGAAGUGCGAGCAACAUCCGGGCAUCUGGGACUGUCGAGCUGAGGCGCCACUUGCGACCCUGCUUGUUGGGGACCGCAGCCAUGCUGAAGUGCGGGAUGAGCGGCGGUCGGGUGAAAGUAUUUGGGAAAGCAAUCCAAGCUCUAUCACGAGUUAGUGACGAGGUGUGGCUAGACCCAUCUGAAAAAGGACUUGCUCUGAGAUCUGUGAAUUCUUGUCGGUCAGCAUAUGGAUGUGUCCUCUUCUCUCCUGUGUUUUUUCAAUAUUAUCAAUGGUCAACCUCAGUGAAGAAGAAUGAUAAGGACACAAUGUCCAACUUAAAUUGCAAACUGGGAAUGAAGUCAAUUCUGCCUAUCUUUAGAUGUCUGAAUUCCCUUGAAAGAAAUGUAGAAAAGUGCAAAAUAUUCACCAGACCUGAAAAGUGCAAAGUCAUUUUUCAAUUCUUCUGCAGACAUGGUAUUAAAAGAACUCAUAAUGUGUUUUUUCAAGAAAGUCAGCCCUUGCAAGUUAUUUUUGAUAAAAAUAUGUGUUCUAAUACACUAAUGAUUCAACCAAGAGUGCUUGCUGAAGCAGCUGUUCUUUUUACAUCAAGUCAAGAAGUUACUCUUGCUGUUACUCCACUGAAUGUUUGCCUUAAGAGUUCUAAUGAGGAAUCAAUGGAUUUGGCCAAUUCUGUGUACAGUGAGAUGUUUGUCGGCCCAGAUGAGUUUGAUUUAUUUCAAAUUAGAGUUGAUACUGAAAUAACAUUUUGCUUCAAAGAAUUAAAGGUAAACAAAAAUGUGUCAAAUCAAAAAUUUCACUGGUAUAUUUUUAUGAGGAUUUCAAUUUUUGUUUUUUCCUUCCAGGGAAUGCUGACAUUUUCAGAAGCUACACAUGCUCCUGUAUCUAUUCAUUUUGAUUUUCCUGGGAAACCAAUGUCUUUAAGUAUUGAUGAUAUGUUACUGGAAGCUAACUUUAUUUUGGCUACAUUAGCUGAUGAGCCAAGUAGAGCAUCUUCUCCACAAUCACUGUGUCUUUCACAAAAACGAAAAAGGUCAGAUCUGGUCUGUUCAAAUUCAAGGACUGGUAAAAAUGCAACCAGCAAGGUCCCGGAAUCUAUCUCAAGAAAAGUGGCAUCAAAAAGCCUUUAUCCUAAUGAGACGCUCAGAAACAUUUCCACACUGGAAAGCUGUGGCAGCCCUAUAACAAAGAAAACAAAUGGAGACGUUACUGAAGUACCAGAAAGCAGUGUCAGCGACACAGAGGAAGUGCCAGGGUCUCCGUAUCACAGGAAGUUUUCUUGCAUGUUUUUUGGAGCAGUUUCUAAUGAUCAGCAAGAACACAUCAACUACCCUUUCAACAGUCUGGCAACAGCAAGUGACAGUGAAGAGGACACGAAUGACAGCUUUCCAACAUUCUAACACUGAAUGAUGGCUGAGUCGGCCCCACCCCAUUUACUGGCUCACCUGCACCUCAAACUGUUUUCACACUUGGUCUGUAUUAUCUUGGACUUCCCUGAAAUAGAAGAGGGGCUUUUGCUUUUCUAAACAUUAGCUCAUACAACAACUGUAUCUAGAAAUAGCUGCUUGUCAAGUGUAUAUAAUUUGCUUUAAAUCCAUUAUGUUACUUGGGAGGCAGAAUUUUGUGUGCAGGGAUAAAGCUCAUUAGAAUCAUUCAGUUCAAUCACAUUCACACUACACCUUUUAACAUUUUCUUUACCAGUUUUACAAAGGUGUUUACUUUCUUCAGCAGCCAUUUGGAGUGCAUCAAUAUGGCUUGUAUAGUUUGGUGACUAGUAGUCAGGUAGCUUUUGUACUCAACUGCAAACAUUUAGUUUUGGUACUUUCAGAUAUGGUAAAAAAUUAUGCAAUCUUUCCUCAUGUAAUGCAAUGACUUUUCUAGUCUGUUGCUUUUUAUAUCUUAACAUUUUAAGUAAAAUAACCUCUGGGAAAAAAGCCGAGAAAAAAAAUACAUAGCUACCCCUUUCACUUUGGAAUCACUUUAUAUGUUGUAAAAUUCUCUUAUAGCCUUACAUUGUUCUGCUUCUCAGAUAUGAUUUAAUUUUACAAUGUGAUGUAGUCAAGAAUUUAAUAGAAACAAUGCCAGAAAAUUUCUCUUAUCUGCUGUAGAGCAGCAGCAACCUCCACUCACAACAGCCUGGAGUUGGAAUCGAAUGAGGUGGACAAUGAAUCUUUCUCUGUUCUUUCCUUCUUUAAGAAUUAGCUUUAUACCUGCACAGACUAAAAAAAUCUGGCACAAAAACAGUUAUGUAGUAUCUUGUGAUACAUGCCUUUCUUUCCUGUGAACCUGUUUAUAGUCAAUUAUAACCUGACAAACUAGACUUCUUUAACAUCUUACUGUUAAGUCUUUGUGAAACUAUCAAAUCACAAGGAAAUAUUAACUGGCAAGCAACUAUUGUGAGGAAUUCAUGCACAGAAGUGCCUGAGUGGAUCAGUAAACUUCAGAACUGUGAACAGAACUCUAAAACCAAAAUGAAUUUGGCUCUUGUAGCUUAGUAAUGAGUCAGAGCUACCCACAAUAACCUAAUAAAAACUCACGAGCAUCCCAAAAUGUUCCUCAGUGAAUGAAAAUGGGCUUUCACCAAGCUUUGUGUGAAAACUGGCAGUGCCCACAUAGUUUCAAGAUGUCCUUUCACACUCUGGGCUAAAGAAUUAUAUACCUUAUGCUUACAUUAGUGAUUAACACUGAAUUUCACAUAUUGCUAACAAAUGCAGAUAACUACACAGAGAACAUUUAUACACUGAUUGCAGGUCUCUUUGCCAAAGAUAAAAUUUCUGGUUCAUUCAUCAAAAUGAUCAGGAGCAUUUAGGCUAUGAAGGCAUCAUUAAUUGCCUGGAUGAAGGUAGCAUUGGUCUGUAAAAAAAAAUAGUUAAAUUGUAUAUACUUCGCAUUUCAGAAUUUGGCACCAGAUUUUUUUGUGGCUUCACUCCAAACCAUUUGGAAGAUGCAAAACACUCCACCAGGAAAACAUCUAUAUUUUAAAUUCAAUUAUCAGUCCAUUUUGACAACUCUUUGAGAAGUUAAAAUGAUGUAGUAACCCAGCUGGUAAAAAAGAGCUAAGGUGGAUAAACUAGCGAAAGACAGGAAAUGAUAGCUACAAAGUAUGGAGUCACUGCUAGACUAAGAGGCUUGGAAAUGAGGACUUGGUAGAGACCUACAAACUCAAUGUCAAGGGCUAGUGUCUUAUUUAGUUACUAUUCAAAUUAUAAGGACUGCACAGAUUAGUAUAAAUACUAUAUUUAUUAAAUAUCUUUACAGUUUAUUUAAAUGUAUUUACAGAACUAUUCCUGCAUAAGUUAUAUUUCAGACAUCCAAUUCAGGUCACUGACUCUUGGGUAAGAUAAAUGAUGAUAGUCUCAACAGAAAAAAGAGGCUCAUUAGUAUAUACAAAUUCAAAAUUGCUUCAUUAUUUAACCAUCUUUGCCACAAACUACCUGCUAAUAAAAUUUUGACAUGGACACUGUCAAUUUUUAGUUGAGAGGUUCAAUUUUGCAAAGAAAUUCACAUUUUUUUAAACAAAUAGAAUCCAAAUGCUUUCUGCUUUAUAUUUUUGGUUUUCUAAGAUUUUAAUUUUUUGAUACUGUAAAAUUUGCUAAAUGCAAAAAUGUGACACAGUUUCCAGGGAAAUUGGAUGCUGUAGGUUCUACCAAAGAUAGCUGGUAUAAGGUGACAAGGAACCACAAACUUUUCAAAAGUACAAACAUUUACAGUUCUAGCCAAUCUUGUUUACAAUCUCCAAAAUGCUAAAAAAACUGACAUAGUAAAUUCCCACAACUCCUGCCUUGUUACUUGAUGUGGUUUAGUAGGUUGGUGGUACUGAAGGCUACUGUCUGUCUAGAACAGAGUCAGCCAAUAGGAGAGGACACUCUCUCAUCACGCACGCAAAACCUGAAAUCUAGCUUCUAAUCUAGACACAGCCCAACUCCCGGACAUGCAACCUUGGAAUGGAUUUUUUUGUGAUUUAGUACCCAUCAACCAUGUCAAGCCAGUACAGUAAUUCAGAACAACAUCCCCCCCACCCUCAAUUUCUUCUUUCAGUUUUGUAAGAGCCUAUGGGCUCUACUGCAUACCAUUCAGUAAAUUUUUGUGCGCAGGCAGCUUUAAGUACACAGGAAGAAAUAAGGUUCUGAUAUGUUUAGAGUGCACAUUUUAAAACAGAACAAAAUAAAAACUUCAAGCAUAUGAUAAAAAUAUUCACUUUUAUAAUACAGUAUUGCUUUAUAAAUAUAGAUGGAAAAGCUAUAAACUUUACCGGUCUUUGGUGCAUCCAGAGAGGGAUAAUUUGCCAUUUGUAAAUUAAAAGUCCAAAUUUUCUUUUGUUAUAAAAGUCCAUUACAUGAGGCAAAUGUGUGUGUGUUUUAUACUAUUUGAAUUAAAAUAACACACACAUCAAGUUCAGAAUUAGACCCACGUAUAUCUUAGUCACACCCAUGAAGACUUGGGUCUCGUGACCUGGAAAAUUCCAGUAUGGGUCUAACACAGCCUCUGACCCACUGAGAGUAGCAGAGUUACUUGUUAAACAGCACUACAACUAAACUCAGGUGGUCAUAAAAUUAAUGCGUAACACAAAAAAGGGAAAAA